Heterobilharzia americana is the source of this 1845-nucleotide messenger RNA. Lineage: Eukaryota; Metazoa; Platyhelminthes; Trematoda; Strigeidida; Schistosomatidae. The record is from the annotation of a GenBank genome assembly.
UUCAUUAUAUGGAGAAAAAAAUAAUAAUUGAUGUAGAUAAAUAAAGUUGUACACUAGUCACAUUGUUCAUUGUAAUGAAUGAAUAAAUGUAUUCUGUACAUCUGUUAUGAAUGUUCAAUUUUUCAAAUACAAUUUAACUUAGUGUUGACAAUUAAACAACUAGAUACUACAUAUAUUAUAAUGAAUAAUUGUAUUGAAUCUAUGUAUACACAUAGAAUACGUGGUUGUAGUACAAUCACUCUAUGCAUUUAUCUAAUCUCCUAUUCGACCUUUAAUUGGAUUUCUGCUGUUCCAUUUCAUAAAAUGCAUUCAGAGAUUACAGUUAGUCUUCCAGACAUUUACUCAUCACAAAUUAUUAAAAACUCUAAUCAAUUAAAUAAUGAUAACACUUUAAAUUAUCAAAUUACUUUAAAUAAACACAAUAAACAAUUUAAUGUGAAUCAAAUAAAAUUAUUCAAUAUUUCAGGGAUAAAUAAAUUAAAAGAGUAUAAUUUACUGAACCGAAAACCUACAGAAACUUUACAUUUUCAAUCAGGUUCAUAUUUACAUAAAACUCCAUUAUUUAUAAAUUCUCAUGGAAAUUAUUUAACAGAAUUUGAUCAUUAUCCUAAUGUUUGGUUUCAACAAAGGAAACAUUUAAGAACUUCAAAAUAUCGUCCUGAUUUGUGGACUACUUUGGAUGUAGAAAAUUGUUAUGGAGUGAAACCAGCUCCAGACUUACUAUCUUCAGAAGAAAUUCACCAAUAUGAAAUGAAUUUAUUGCGCAUGCAUGACAGAACUCGUUUCUCUAGGCAGAUUCGAAGAAAAUAUGCAGCUUACAAUCAAAGAUUAUCCGGUUUAAGAAAAAAGUGGAUUCGAAAUAGAAACUUUUCAAAUCUUUUAAAGAACUAUAAAAGUCAACAGCAGCAACAACAACAACCAAUUUACCCUGUGAUACGUAAAACUCGUUCAAUACAAGAUGAUACAAUUGUAGAUCAAGAACCAAAACUAUCUGACAGUGUUAUUGUAAUAGCAAACAAUUCACAGGAUAAAGUUGAAUUGAAUCAGCAUGUAACAAGUAAUGCAGUUGCAGCGAUCACAGUUCAUAAAAUAGCUAUCCGUCCAUCUGUUUUAAUUUUAAAAGAUGGUAAUGUUCAUGCACGUAUACAUUAUGUUAUGCAAUUACAUAAAGAGUUAACUGAGCAAUAUCGUUUAAUUCUAGAAGUUCGAAUAAAUCCUGAAUUUCCACCAUUAUAUAUUGGCGUUAUUCAAAAUGUUUGUGAUUAUUGGCCAGCUAAUGUUCCUCAAUCAAAAUGUUCACUGAAAAGACCACGUUUUUAUCAAAAAAAUACAAUGUGUUUUUGUAAUAUGCCUCCAGGAAUUUAUAGACAAAGAGUGAAAUUGAAUCUUACUAAUAUACUUGAUGAACUUGAAUUACCACGAUUUUUGGUCAGUUUCUUAUUCACUGACAAGAAACUUGAUGUUCAUAUCACAGUCAAACUUGAAAUGGAGAAUAAAGAUCUUGUAGGUUGUAUGAAAUUAAAAUUGCCGUUACAAUUUAUAUCAACUUAAAGAAAGGAUAAAGAAAUAGAUGAACAAUUUUAGCCCAACUAUAUUCAGAGAUAUUCAAUACUAAAUAUCUCCAAUAGGAUAAUAAAAUGAAGUUGUGAGAAUCUAGCAUGCCCUAAAAUUAUCGAUUAAUUAAAAAGUUUAUUAAUCAUAAAAGUCUAUUGUAUUAUAAAGUAAUCCUCAGGUUGUUUAGUCAAGUAGUCAAGAAAAUGUAUUAAAUUUUAUUUGUUUGCAAUUUAUUUAUAUUUAUCUAUCAACAUCCUAAUGUAUCGAAUUAAUUUAAAUUGCCGCCCAAAG